This is a messenger RNA of Microdochium trichocladiopsis, 999 nucleotides long. RefSeq names its product xylose isomerase-like protein. Bases 1 to 999 code for a protein of 332 amino acids. The record is from RefSeq and is a predicted model, not a curated record. The transcript is spliced from 3 exons. Lineage: Eukaryota; Fungi; Ascomycota; Sordariomycetes; Xylariales; Microdochiaceae.
AUGUGUGCGUCCAGGCAGCCGAUGCUAUCCAGGGCUUGUUGCAUCGUACUCUCAGCUUUAAAGGUCAUUUGCAGCGCAGGAUUCGACGCGGUCGAAUUGGCCAUGCCGGAUCUGUUAGCAUACGGCAAGGUCUUGAACGGCGAGGAACCGGAUGCGAGUGACUACGACACCAUUGUCGAAGUCGCUAGGGCUGUUAAGGCUCUAGCGGAGGAAGUCGGAGUCGGGAUCCUUAUGUUGAAGCCGUUUGUGAACUUCGAAGGAUGGAAGUUAGGCCUCCAGGAUAGUGAAAGAGAAGAUGCCUUUGCAAGGGCACGAGGAUGGUUGAUGGUGAUGGAAGCCCUCGGGACAGACAUGCUGCAGAAGCUGGCGUCGUCAGAUGCUGAAGAGAUAUCGCCUUCGGUCGACGAUCUAGCCGCAGACGUUGCGAAGCUCGCUGACAUGUGCGCCGAGGAAGGGUUCCGCGUCGCAUACGAAAACCGAUGCUGGGCGACGCGAACCCGGACUUGGAAAGCAGCAUGGGAGAUCGUGAAGAAUGCAGACAAGCCAAACCUAGGGAUAUGUUUGGACACCUUUCAGAUUUUGGGCGGGGAGUUUGGAGACCCAACAACCAGAACGGGGUUGAUCGAGGAUAUCUGCAGGGCUGAACUGGAAUCUCGCUGUAGAGCGAGCCUCCGACAACUGACGGCAACGGUUCCUGCAGAGAAGAUAUUCCUCGUACAGCUAUCGGAUGCGUACAGGAUGGACCCGCCAAUCAAGGAAUCCAGGGAUAGUCAAGCGUCAUUGUCUCGGUUCAGAUGGAGUCAGGACCACAGACCUCUGCCUUUCGACGGGGGCUAUUUGCCAGUACACGACGUGUUGAGGGCUGUUCUAAACACGGAUUCUAGGGGAUGGUUGUCGGUUGAGGUGUUUGAUUCAAACGAGGGGUUGAAGUUCUCUGACAUGGAGGCAUUCACGAAAAGCGCCAAAGAAACGUUGCAGAAAUUGCUGUUAUUUAGCUGA